GAACAACUGUGUCACUUAGCCGUUUUCUUCAGACUUCGUCUAUUGACUUGAAAAGGGCAACCGACGCAAUGAAAGACACUAUUUUUCUUCUGAAGCAAAAGAGAACAAAUAGUGAUGUUGUUUUCCAGCAAUUAUUUUCAGAGUCAAAAGAGAUUUUCGAGCAGUUAGAUGUGGAGAUAAGAUUACCAAGAAUUGUUCCUAGACAGAAGCACCGAGAAAAUAAUCAGCCAGGUCAAACUGCAGAAGAAUAUUUCCGCAAAAGUAUAUAUAUUCCUCUCUUGGAUUCAAUAAUAGCAGAUUUAGAAGAACGACUUUCUCCAGAAGUGCUUUCAUUGUUUAAUUUGGGUGUAUUUUUACCAAAAACUGUUUACUCAGAAGUUGAUUUGGUAGCCGUACGGGAAGCAGUUAAAAACUACACUGAACUUCUACACAGGCCUCAUAUAUCUACGGUAUUGUCAGAAUUUCAGCUUUGGGUUACAAAAUGGAAACGUGAAGUAGAAAGUGGAAAUAAAGUACCGGAAUUCUUACCUCAGGUAAUAGAACAGUGUGACACAGAUUUAUACCCAAAUAUAAAUGUUCUAYUGCAAAUACUCGCAACACUUCCUGUAMGUGCARCUACAGCGGAGCGAUCGUUCUCCACUCUCAGGCGCCUUAAGACGUGGCUUCGUUCAAACAUGGGAGAGGAACGCCUCACUGGUCUCGCUUUACUCAAUAUUCACAAGAAUAUAGCAGUAAAUGUUGAUGACAUUAUAACCAGAUUUGGAAAAACAAAACAAAGRAGACUAAACUUUGUCAUUUAA
Messenger RNA from Diuraphis noxia (Russian wheat aphid), 800 nucleotides. RefSeq names its product 52 kDa repressor of the inhibitor of the protein kinase-like. Gene Ontology annotation, molecular function: protein dimerization activity. NCBI's taxonomy places the organism in Eukaryota, Metazoa, Arthropoda, Insecta, Hemiptera, Aphididae. The record is from RefSeq and is a predicted model, not a curated record.